AUGGCUCCCCGUUCGAGGCAAAGUGGCAAUGAUACCGACGCGUCAAUGGUCGAUGCGCCUGAACCAACUCAUACCUCGCAGCCGGGCGACGAUAUGGAUGUCGACGAGACCCCCGACUAUACCGACUCGGACACGAAUCCGAACACUACGGCCAGCAGCGUUGUCGGCGAACCCAUCGUCGAUGGCCGUAAGAAGCGUUCAGAAGCGAACCAGCUGCGUAGGAGUAUAUUUGGCAAGAAACACGACAGGCUUGGGGAAUCGAAGGAGGAUGACACACUGCGCCGAUUCCGUUAUCUUCUAGGCCUGACCGACCUCUUUCGCCACUUCAUCGAAACGAACCCGGAUCCCAAAAUCCGCGAGAUCAUGGCCGAAAUCGAUCGCCAGAAUGAAGAGGCAACGAGGCAGAAGAAAGCGGGUGGUCGCCAAGGCGGCGCGACUAGCGAGAGGCGUCGCCGGACCGAAGCCGAAGAAGACGCUGAACUACUCAAGGACGAGAAGCAAGGAGGGUCCGCCGAAACAGUCUUCCGCGAGUCACCUGCCUUCAUCCACGGCACCAUGAGAGACUACCAGAUUGCCGGCCUGAACUGGUUGAUCUCCCUCCAUGAGAACGGCAUCUCGGGCAUUCUUGCCGAUGAAAUGGGGCUGGGCAAGACCUUGCAGACGAUAUCCUUCUUGGGUUACUUGCGCCACAUCAUGGGCAUCACGGGCCCUCAUCUCAUCACAGUGCCCAAGUCGACCUUGGAUAACUGGAAGCGAGAAUUUGCCAAGUGGACUCCCGAGGUCAACGUGCUCGUUCUACAGGGCGCCAAAGAGGAGCGAAAUCAGCUCAUCAAUGAUCGGUUGAUUGACGAGAAUUUCGAUGUCUGCAUCACCAGCUACGAAAUGAUCCUUCGCGAAAAGGCCCAUCUGAGGAAGUUUGCUUGGGAGUACAUCAUUAUCGACGAGGCGCACCGUAUCAAGAACGAAGAGUCGUCUUUGGCUCAGGUCAUCCGCAUGUUCAACUCGAGGAACCGCCUCCUGAUUACCGGAACGCCUCUACAAAACAACCUACACGAACUCUGGGCGCUCCUCAACUUCUUACUUCCCGAUGUAUUCGGAGACUCUGAGGCUUUCGAUCAGUGGUUCUCAGGCCAGGGCAGGGACCAGGAUACAGUCGUUCAGCAGUUACAUCGCGUGCUCCGACCCUUCCUGCUUCGUCGCGUCAAGAGUGAUGUGGAGAAAAGCUUGCUUCCCAAGAAGGAGGUCAAUGUCUACAUUGGCAUGUCGGAGAUGCAGGUGAAGUGGUACCAAAAGAUUCUCGAGAAGGAUAUUGACGCUGUCAACGGUGCGGGUGGAAAACGCGAGUCCAAAACACGGCUGCUCAACAUCGUCAUGCAGCUUCGCAAGUGCUGUAACCACCCCUAUCUUUUCGAGGGCGCCGAGCCUGGCCCGCCGUAUACUACGGACGAACACCUUGUGUACAAUUCGGGCAAGAUGCUUGUCCUCGAUAAGCUACUGAAGAGGUUGCAGAGACAGGGCAGUCGCGUGCUUAUCUUCUCCCAGAUGAGCCGUUUGCUGGAUAUUUUGGAGGACUAUUGCGUGUUUAGGGGCUAUAAGUACUGUCGCAUUGACGGCAGCACGGCCCACGAGGACCGUAUCGCCGCUAUUGACGAUUACAACAAACCGGACUCGGAGAAGUUCAUCUUCUUACUGACAACAAGAGCCGGUGGUCUCGGCAUCAACCUGACAACAGCUGACAUCGUCAUACUCUAUGACAGCGAUUGGAAUCCGCAAGCUGAUUUGCAGGCCAUGGACCGGGCUCACCGUAUCGGGCAAACAAAACAGGUAGUCGUGUACCGUUUUGUCACGGACAAUGCGAUUGAGGAGAAGGUUCUGGAGCGAGCGGCACAAAAGCUGCGCCUCGAUCAGCUCGUCAUCCAACAAGGCCGCGCCCAAGUCGCCGCCAAAGCCGCUGCCAACAAGGACGAACUCCUGUCCAUGAUCCAGCACGGUGCGGAGAAGGUGUUCCAGACUAAGGGUGCAUUUGGAACAUUGGCAGAAAAGGGUGGCGACCUGAACGACGAUGAUAUCGAUGCGAUCCUUCAGGCUGGCGAGUCACGCACCAAGGAACUCAAUGCCAGGUACGAGAAACUCGGUAUCGAUGACCUCCAGAAGUUUACGUCCGAGUCGGCCUAUGAAUGGAAUGGCGAGGAUUUUGCGGCUCGCAAGAAGGAUAUUGGCGUCAACUGGAUCAACCCUGCCAAGCGCGAACGCAAGGAGCAGAUCUACUCGAUCGACAAGUACUAUAAGCAGGCCCUACAUACCGGAGGCCGGACUGCCGAGGCUAAGCCGAAAGCGCCACGUGCUCCUAAACAAGUCCCGGUUCACGAUUACCAGUUCUAUCCGCCCAGGCUCCGCGACCUCCAGGAUAGAGAGACGGCAUACUACCGCAAAGAGAUCGGGUACAAGGUUCCCCUCCCGGAAGGCGACGACGACAACUUGUCAGAACGCGAAGCCGAGAGAGCCCUUGACCAGCAGGAGAUCGACAACGCUACCCCGCUCACCGAAGAAGAGCAGGAGGAAAAGCAGAGGCUGGCGCAACAAGGGUUUGGGGACUGGAACCGGCGCGAUUUCCAGCAAUUCAUCAACGGAUCUGGGAAGUAUGGGCGGCAUGACUACGAGGGGAUCGCCAUGGAGGUUGACAGCAAGACGCCCGCAGAAGUCAAGGCGUAUGCUAAGGUGUUCUGGCAACGGUACACCGAAAUUGCGGAUUACAACAAGUACAUCAAGAUCAUCGAGGAUGGGGAAGAGCGGAUGCGUAAGAUUGAGCAACAGCGCAAGAUGUUGCGCAAGAAGAUGAGCCAGUACCGUGUCCCACUGCAACAGCUCAAGAUCAACUACUCUGUCUCGACCACCAACAAGAAGGUAUACACGGAGGAGGAGGACCGGUUCCUGCUCGUGCUGUUGGACAAGUACGGCGUGGAUUCGGAGGGCAUCUACGAAAAGAUCCGUGAUGAGAUCCGCGAGAGCCCGCUGUUCCGUUUCGAUUGGUUUUUCCUGAGUCGGACCCCGACCGAGCUGAGCCGCCGUUGUAACACUCUCCUCACUACGGUUGUCAAGGAGUUUGAAGAUGUCAGCACUACCAAGGUCAACGGCGCGAACGGAAAACUCAAGCGGGAACCUGAUGACGAAGAAAAUGACGAGGACAGCAUCCUCGGCUUAGCUCCAGCUAAGAAGAAGACCAAGGCGAAUGGCGUGAAGAAUAAGGCUCUUGACAACGUCAAGUCGGCAACGGGCAGCAAGGCCAAUUCGACUUCCCCUUCACGGGCGUCAAGUGUCACGUCUACAACGUCGAAUGCCGCUGGCUCAAAGGCCAAAUCGAAAGGCAAGAAGAAAUAG
Chaetomium strumarium is the source of this 3378-nucleotide messenger RNA. Its product is annotated as chromatin-remodeling complex ATPase-like protein. The record is from RefSeq and is a predicted model, not a curated record. Gene Ontology annotation, biological process: nucleosome organization; regulation of transcription by RNA polymerase II. Gene Ontology annotation, cellular component: nucleus; chromatin. The coding region runs from base 1 to 3378 and encodes 1125 amino acids. NCBI's taxonomy places the organism in Eukaryota, Fungi, Ascomycota, Sordariomycetes, Sordariales, Chaetomiaceae. The transcript is spliced from 4 exons. Gene Ontology annotation, molecular function: histone binding; ATP-dependent chromatin remodeler activity; DNA binding.